UACCGAAUAAUAGUAUCCCAGCAUUGCCGCAUUAUUGUGCCGCUUCAAGCUGCCUAUUCUUUGUCUCCAACAUCGCCAACAACCCUCACAAGCUAGCGUUUUGGCCAAAAUGCUUCGAGGUCUCACUCCCACCAUUGCGACCAUUGUGCUGGUGUUUUUAAUCGACUUCACGGCCGCAGGAAACACCACUUGUGCAGGGAAUAUGACACAAUGGUACACAGAUGCUGUAGGAGAAACAGCAUGUGUAACAUAUCAAAGACUGAGACAGAUAUGCAACCCUAGUUAUCAAGUCCCAAACUUUCGACCGAAUACUCCAGGCGAUCAAUGUGACGAUCAAUUACAGAGUUGCUGCUGUAACUCCAUAUCGUGGGCGCUAAGUAUGUUGUGUAUGAACUGUCAAUGGGAUGUAGAUGGCGGGUCGGCUUCGGGCAUUGACGCAGGCAUUGGUGCAUACGGGUUAUAUCGUUCUCCAUCUGGACCGUUUUGUAGUCCAGGAACGAAUCAAUCACUUCCUAGUGACAUACAGGCGGCAGUUUGCAACGAAGACAUCAAAAUCGCCAAUUUCUUAUACGACCUCUUCUGGAGUGACGGCCCAUGGUUCUAUGUAUACACCAUGAAUACCGCUUCCAAGGACGAAGCGGCGACAAACAACAACAUGUAUACCCACUGCAACAGCACGACAAGCUCAACCUUGAGCUCAAGCGCUAGUUACAGUACAAGCACUACCUCAGCGGCCCCAUCCCAAACAUCAACCGCUGCGCUUGUAGAUUCCGCAGAAAGUUCUAAGGUCCCCACAAUUGUAGGUGCUGUAGUCGGCAGCAUAGUCGCGCUAGUCGUGGCUGUCAUAGUAGCACGAUCACGCUGGCGUAAGCACCGACGAAGGCUUGUCCGCGUUCCAUUGGAUACCUAUAGCCUACAUGCACCCGCGAUGGCAGUGACGUCGCCAUAUACACUUACUGAACCCAAUGCAGACACGGCACCAGGGAACCCGACGUCGUACGGGUUCAAAUAUUCACGCAAUCGGGGUCAUCUACCAACAUCAAGCAAUCUCUCCUCGACAUCUCCCUCCACUACUGCACUAGCCACGACUGCUGGUGAAAGCGGCCAGAGCUCAUUGAACCUUCUUAGAAAUGCAAACUCUUCCGUCAGCGCGUCUAGGCACGAGGACGCAGGGGUUGUCUCAACUCUUAUGCGCUCAGGGUCUGGAAGAUUGCCUCCAGCGUACGACCCGAGCUGGGAACUUCGCUCCGGCGAAUCCUCGCGGCUGAAUCCCGAUUCAGAAUACCAAUCACGGGAGUCUCCCUUACAGGUCUCAGCGGACAACCAGCCUAGCCUCCGGCGCACCAAGCGAUGAUGCGAUAUCACACUUCUUUACCUACUGUUUGAUGAACAAUUUUAUUCCGUGCUUUUCGACGCUGUCCGACUAGAAUAUAUCAUGCGUUUUGCACUCCAGUACGAUUCUAGCAAAAUCAUAUCUCAUUUUGACGAUCCGACAUUCUUUGUACUAAUAGAACAACAUUUGCUAUGCACGCUGAAUAUACCCUUUCAUUACCAUUUGAUUCAAUCUAGAUAUACCACACGUACUACUAAUCACUGUCCCCCUGCCAUACUAUCUCGAGACACUGUUCUGAUCGUCCUAUAGGCCUUUCAUCAUUCGCUUUUCAUAUCCCGUAACUGACGACUACCUUAUUCG
Suillus paluster is the source of this 1693-nucleotide messenger RNA. RefSeq lists its product as uncharacterized. The transcript has 10 exons. The record is from RefSeq and is a predicted model, not a curated record. The coding region runs from base 110 to 1354 and encodes 414 amino acids. Lineage: Eukaryota; Fungi; Basidiomycota; Agaricomycetes; Boletales; Suillaceae.